Messenger RNA from Oryza sativa Japonica Group (Japanese rice), 3571 nucleotides. RefSeq lists its product as uncharacterized. The record is from RefSeq and is a predicted model, not a curated record. NCBI's taxonomy places the organism in Eukaryota, Viridiplantae, Streptophyta, Magnoliopsida, Poales, Poaceae.
UUCUUUUCAUUGCCGCUGUUUGUUAAUUUGUUUGAUAUGAUAGGAGUAGUAAUAGGAGUAGGAAGAGGAAGAAGAGCUCUCUCCUCUCCUCUCCUCGUCUUUAAUGGAUUCUACUGGUACUACUUCUUCUACUACUAAUCUUGUUCGUCUCGUCUUCUCCUACCACCUACCAAAUCAAUCCCAUCUGCUGUCUACUACUAACCGGAUCCAUCCAUGGGGACCAUGCCGAUCGAUCAACUAUUUCCUCUCCCGCCUCUCGCAUUGGCUACAAACUGCAAAGCAAAGUAGUAGCAAACAUGAUCUCCUCCUGCCCACUUCUUCUUCUUCUUCGUGGCAUUUCCAUGGAUUCAUAAUAAUAGCCCCCAAUCACGGGACAUCCAUGGAUUCUUUAACUUUGGCUUUGUUCCUGAUUUUCGCCGCUACCCACCUCUGGCUUUGAUUUGGUUGGGCCUUUUACCACACAUCCAUUCUCUAUUUCUCUCUCUGGGUAAGAAAAGCCGGUGCCUUUCUGAGGAGAGAAUGCGAGCUGAGCUGAGCUUUCUUGCGGCUGCCUGCUUUCCCUUUCGUGUGGAUUUGAUCUCCCCGGCCGGACGCAUCGCCACCCAUGUCGUCCCGUUCCGUGUUGAGAGAUGAGAGGGGUUCAAGAUAGGAAGCAGAAGAAGAAGCAGGACCUGCAGGUUCUCGGGCCCUUCCCUGGAUGCUUGGGUAGGAUGAUAAACAUGUUUGACCUCAGCAAUGGCGUGGUCGCGACCAAGAUGCUCACAGAGAAAGCGCAUAGAGAUGUUUCUCCAGCAGGUAAAGACCGUGGUAAUGCUUUCAAGAUGGCAAUUGGUCCAUUCUCAUCACAGAUAGAAGAUAAAAAGAGAGAUAGUCAGCCUAGAAAGCAGUCCCCAACUAAAAGAUUGAGCUCACCAACUAAAAGAUCUGGUGAGGCUCCUGUUAAAUUGCUCAUGGAGCAGGACAUGUGGAAAGAAGGGAUGUCUGGCGAGGAGCCACUGAAUGUUGUUGCCAGAUUGAUGGGUCUAAAUGAUGCUGCCGGCCACCAAUCUGAUCUGAAAUCGGGAAAAAGAUCAGACAAGGAAUAUCGAUCUGGUGGUUUUGAUGAGAACAGUCGGAAUCUCAGACCAAAGAAGGACAGCAAAGGCCACCCAAACCAAAAGGCAGGAACACACAGUGAACCAUGCAGUGGUUUCAGUGAUCAAACUUUAAGAAUGAAUAGCAGCAGGAAUAAACACCAAGGGAAGGAGCCUUCUUGUGAGAAGAGAAUGACCCUUGUGCGUGAAAAAUUUGCUGAAGCAAAACGUCUGGCUACAGAUGAGAAGCUUCUCCACACAAAGGAGUUCCAAGAAGCAUUGCAGUUUUUAAGCUCAAAUAAAGAUCUGUUCUUGAAAUUCCUUGAUGAGCCAAAUCCACUGUUAUCACACAACAAUUAUGAGUUCCAACCUGAUACCCCACCUUCGGAGACAAAGCAAAUAACCAUACUGAAGCCAUCAGACUCAAUCAAGAGAAAUGGCAACACUCUUGUAGGGAGGCAGCUCUAUUCAGACGGAGAUGAAAGUGAAGGGAACAGGUGCAGGCGUCAUCAGAGUUUAAGUGUUUCCCCAACAAAUUCAACAUUGUCUGAACCAACAAGAAUUGUAGUACUAAAGCCAGGACUUGUAAAGUCCCAGGAACCCAAGAUUCUGAGGUCCCCUUCAUCAUCAUCAACUGCAGCUGAUAGUGAAGAUGAUAGUAUGUCGGCAGUUGAUGAGACAGUGCCAAGCUCAAGAAGACUGGCCAAAGAGAUCACUUGGCAGAUGAGGAUGCGUUUGAAAGACAAGCAGGAUGAAGAAAACCUACUCUCUUAUGAGUUCCAUGAUAUUUAUAUUGGAGAUGACUCCUUCAGCAAGUCAGAAGUUGAGAAUGCAAAAGAAGUGUCUGGUGAAAUAAGUGAGGAUUUGGAGUUCGGUACUCCUACUUCUGGCCGUUCCUGGGAUUUCCUGAGCAGGAGUGGCAGCCCUUACUCUGCAUCAUGCUCUAGUCAGACAUCCCAUCGGCGUGAACCAUCAGUGGUCAGAGAAGCCAAAAAAAGGAUUUUUGAGAGAUUGUCAAUUGUAUCAUCCACCGUCGGUGGUGAGGAAGAAAGGGAAGCACGCAGAAGUAUGGGCACACUAGGUGAGAUGCUUACCAUUCCAGAAGUCAAGAAAGACCAAGAAGUGUUUGGGGGAGUCACAUUGGAGAACCCAUCACCUGAGAUGGAUUCCGAAGAACCGUUCUUGUGUUUGCCACGGUCUCGAUCUGUUCCGAUUUCUUUGUCUUUUGGAGGCACUGAGCUAAAUGGAGUAGCGACCGGUUGUCAGGAAGCCGAGAAGGAAAAGAACAGGAAGUCAUUAUCAUUUAGGGAAAAGGUUUCCAGUCUGUUCUCUAAAAAUAGGAAAGUGGCUCGGGGGAAGCUAGAUCCAUCUGGAAUUCCAUCAACUGAUGAUAGACUCAAGCAUGGAAAUUCUGCUACUGUUAAUGAUUUCAGCGAAAACGCUGAUCAUUCUGCACUGGACAAUCCGCUUAACUGUACUAUACAGAAUGUCGAUGAUAUUUCUAUGCCAAGGCUCAUGGCUAGUUCUUGGCACAUGAAUGAUAUGGAAAACAUGCCUGCCAAGGAUAUUUCUUCCAUCCCGGUUAUUGGUGCCCCAGGAAUCUUUGGUGAGUCACAGGACCAACCAAGUCCUGUGUCUGUACUAGAUGGACCAUUUCUCUCCGAUAACAGCAGGAGCUUGCUGUGCUCAUCUGAAAGUUUCAUCACCGCAUCCCCACAAGCUUUGUCGAGAUCUCCACUUAUCGGAUCAUUUUCACGCUCACUUUCAUGGGAAGAUCCCCCACUGGAAGUCAUGUCGCCAAAUUCCUUGAGACUAUCAAGGCUUUUCUCUAAGGCUGACGAAGAUCAAGACUCAUUGACAUUUAUCCAGAAGUUAGUCUGCUCUGCUGGCAUAGAUAGAGAAGGUUGCAUGUUAUCCGGUCCUUUGGAACUGUAUUUGCUUGAGAAGUUCUCAGAUUACCAAGAAGAGGGAACCAAAUUACGGGAAAGGCGGUCGAAAGAGAAGUUUCUAUUCGAUGCUGUCAAUGAGGCACUCACAGAGCUCACUUGGACUGCAGAACUGAUGGCGUAUCCAUUGGGAAGGUCAUCUUCUUUGGAACGCAAAGAUUGUGAGAAUGCUUUCAGUAACUCGGCAGCUGAUGAAAUUUGGCGAGUCAUAAGGAACUGGUCGAUUCUUGACAAGUAUCCACCCGGAGAAACUAUUGAAAGAAACCUCCUGGUGGAAAUGAUACUGAAGAGAGAGGUGUUGGAGGCGGCCAGCAGCGACACGACACGAUUGGAGACAUUCGAGCUCACCAGUAUGGUCUGUACAAUGGUCUUGGAGGACCUGAUUGCAGAUGCAGUUGUAGAUCUGAGUGCCUGACUAACAACUAGCGAGGUACCUCCACUUUUCUAACCACUAAUUUUGCUUAUGCCUCCUAACAUUGCUGUUUCACGCGAUACUUGCUGCUGUAACACUGCUUCAUUCAUUCACAUCACCACAGAAAUGCAUGUGAUGCC